This is a messenger RNA of Pelmatolapia mariae (spotted tilapia), 3350 nucleotides long. RefSeq names its product NLR family CARD domain-containing protein 3-like. Gene Ontology annotation, molecular function: protein binding. The record is from RefSeq and is a predicted model, not a curated record. The transcript has 12 exons. The coding region runs from base 30 to 3350 and encodes 1106 amino acids. Gene Ontology annotation, biological process: intracellular signal transduction. Lineage: Eukaryota; Metazoa; Chordata; Actinopteri; Cichliformes; Cichlidae.
GAAAGUGUGUGUGAGCUGAAUUGAGCAGCAUGGAUCAGUGUGAGGACAGAGAGGAGGGAGUCCCUCCCUCUAAAAGCACUCUGUGUGGGGAACAUGAGAGCCAGACCAAAGCUCAGAGGAACCAACCUGGACCUCCACCCAGCUCUGUGUCCUGUAAGAGUAACCAGUCUGCAGAUCGUCCCAUUAAUUUAAAAGUCUAUGCUGCAGAGAGAGUGGACCAGCAGAGCUCAGAGGUUCCCAGUGGUCAGUCUGCCCAGCAGUAUCAAACACACCUUGACUCCAUAUUUAUGAUGCUGGAGGACAACAUCAUCACUUUUGUGAAGAACGAGCUGAAGAAGAUCCAGAAGGUUCUGAGUCCAGAUGACCCAGAAUGCUUAGAGAGUCAGAGGAGCAGCAGCAGAGAGGCAUUUGUGAAGAUCACAGUGGACUUCCUGAGGAGAAUGAAGCAGGAGGAGCUGGCUGACCGUCUGCAGAGCAAAAACCCUACAGUUUGUCAACAUAACUUUAAAUCUGCACUGAAGAAGAAGUUCCAAUGUGUGUUUGAGGGGAUUGCUAAAGCAGGAAACCCAACCCUUCUGAAUCAGAUCUACACAGAGCUCUACAUCACAGAGGGAGGCACUGCAGAGGUCAAUGAUGAACAUGAGGUCAGACAGAUUGAAACAGCAUCCAGGAAACCAGACAGACCAGAAACAACAAUCAGACAAGAAGACAUCUUUAAAGCCUCACCUGGAAGAGAUGAACCAAUCAGAACAGUGCUGACAAAGGGAGUGGCUGGCAUUGGGAAAACAGUCUUAACACAGAAAUACACCCUGGACUGGGCUGAAGACAAAGCCAACCAGGACAUCCAGUUCAUAUUUCCAUUCACUUUCAGAGAGCUGAAUGUGCUGAAAGAGGAAAAGUUCAGCUUGGUGGGACUUGUUCAUCACUUCUUUACUGAAACCAAAGAAGCAGGAAUCUGCAGCUUUGAAGACUUCCAGGUUGUGUUCAUCUUUGAUGGUCUGGAUGAGUGUCGACUUCCUCUGGACUUCCACAAAACUACAAUCCUAACUGACCCUAGAAAGUCCACCUCAGUGGAUGUGCUGCUGAUAAACCUCAUCAGGGGGAAACUGCUUCCCUCUGCUCGCCUCUGGAUAACCACACGGCCUGCAGCAGCCAAUCAGAUCCCUCCUGACUGUGUUGGCAUGGUGACAGAGGUCAGAGGGUUCACUGACCCACAGAAGGAGGAGUACUUCAGGAAGAGAUUCAGAGAUGAGGAGCAGGCCAGCAGGAUCAUCUCCCACAUCAAGACAUCACGAAGCCUCUACAUCAUGUGCCACAUCCCAGUCUUCUGCUGGAUCACUGCUACAGUUCUGGAGGAUGUGCUGGAAAACAGAGAGGGAGGACAGCUGCCCAAGACCCUGACUGAGAUGUACAUCCACUUCCUGGUGGUUCAGGCCAAAGUGAAGAAGGUCAAGUAUGAUGGAGGAGCUGAGACAGAUCCACACUGGAGUCCAGAGAGCAGGAAGAUGAUUGAGUCUCUGGGAAAACUGGCUUUUGAUCAGCUGCAGAAAGGAAACCUGAUCUUCUAUGAAUCAGACCUGACAGAGUGUGGCAUCGAUAUCAGAGCAGCCUCAGUGUACUCAGGAGUGUUCACACAGAUCUUUAAAGAGGAGAGAGGACUGUACCAGGACAAGGCGUUCUGCUUCAUCCAUCUGAGUGUUCAGGAGUUUCUGGCUGCUCUUCAUGUCCAUCUGACCUUCAUCAACUCUGGAAAAAAUCUGCUUGAACAGAAACAGCGUUUUAGCUUUUUAGGCAAAAAAGAAUCUCUCCACCGGAGUGCUGUGAACAAGGCCUUACAGAGUCCAAAUGGACACCUGGACUUGUUCCUCCGCUUCCUCCUGGGUCUUUCACUGCAGACCAAUCAGACUCUCCUACGAGGUCUGCUGACACAAACAGGAAGUAGCUCACAGACCAAUCAGGAAACAGUCCAGUACAUCAAGAAGAAGCUCAGUGAGAAUCUGUCUGUAGAGAAAAGCAUCAAUUUGUUCCACUGUCUGAAUGAACUGAAUGAUCGUUCUCUAGUGGAGGAGAUCCAACAGUCCCUGAGAUCAGGAAGUCUCUCCACAGAUAAACUGUCUCCUGCUCAGUGGUCAGCUCUGGUCUUCAUCUUACUGUCAUCAGAAAAAGAUCUGGAUGUGUUUGACCUGCAGAAAUACUCUGCUUCAGAGGAGGCUCUUCUGAGGCUGCUGCCAGUGGUCAAAGCCUCCAACAAAGUCAUGCUGAAUGUGCCUUAUCUCUCAGAGAGAGGCUGUAAAGCUCUGUCCUCAGUUCUCAGCUCACUGCUUUCUAGUCUGAGAGGGUUGGACCUGAGUAUCAACAACCUGCAGGAUUCAGAAAUGAAGCUUCUUUCUGCUGGACUGAAAAUUCCACACUGUAAACUGAAUAUGCUGAGACUCAGUCAUUGUCAGUUCUCAGAGAGAGGCUAUGAAGCUCUGUUCUCAGUCCUCGGCUCUCAGUCCUCUAGUCUGAGAGAGCUGGACCUGAGUAACUCUGACCUGCAGGAUUCAGGAGUGAAGCUUCUGUCUGCUGGUGUGAAGAGUCCACACUGUAAAAUGGAAACUCUCAGUCUGUCAGGCUGUCUGAUCACAGAGGAAGGCUGUACUUCUCUGGCCUCAGCUCUGAGCUCCAACCCCUCCCAUCUGAGAGAGCUGGACCUGAGUUACAAUUAUCCAGGUGACUCAGGAAUGAAGCUGCUGUCGGCUGGACUGAAGGAUCCAGGCUGGAGACUGGACACUCUCAGGGUGGAGCCUGCUGGAGUCCGAUGGUUGAGACCAGGUCUGAGGAAGUAUUCCUGUCAACUCACAAUCGACACAAACACAGUGAACACAAAGCUCCAACUGUCUGACAACAACAGGAAGGUGACACAUGUGAAGGAGGUUCAGUCAUAUCCUGAUCAUCCAGACAGAUUUGAUGUUUGUGAACAGCUGCUGUGUAGCAAUGGUCUGACUGGUCGCUGUUACUGGGAGGUCGAGUGGAGAGGAUGGGUUUAUAUAUCAGUGAGUUACAGAAGAAUCAGAAGGAAAGGAGGGAGUAAUGACUGUGUGUUUGGACACAAUGAUCAGUCCUGGAGUCUGUACUGCUCUGAUGACAAUGGCUUCUAUGCUUGGCACAAUUCCACAUUAACUCCUGUCUCUUCCUCCUCCGUCUCUAACAGAGUAGCAGUGUAUGUGGACUGUCCUGCUGGCACUCUGUCCUUCUACACAGUCUCCUCUGACACUCUGAUCCACCUCCACACCUUCAACACCACAUUCACUCAAACUCUUUAUCCUGGGUUUAGACUCUGUUCUGAUUCCUCAGUGUCCCUGUGCUGA